Molecule: messenger RNA, 635 nt
Organism: Panicum virgatum (switchgrass)
Lineage: Eukaryota; Viridiplantae; Streptophyta; Magnoliopsida; Poales; Poaceae
Product: mitochondrial import receptor subunit TOM7-1-like
Exons: 1
Coding region: 110-358 (82 amino acids)
Biological process (GO): protein import into mitochondrial matrix
Cellular component (GO): mitochondrial outer membrane translocase complex
Source: RefSeq, a predicted model, not a curated record
CAUCACCACCCAUCAAUCCAAAGAAUCCCCCCCAAACGCCACCGCCUCCCCUAGGGUUUUCGCUCCGCGAGCCGGAUCAGGUCGAGCCCGGGGUCGGGGGAUCCGCGCCAUGGCGUCGCGUCCGUCGCUGAAGGCGAAGCCCAAGGGCAAGGGCGGGAGGAAGGACUCCGCCGCGGCCGCGGCCGACGGGGAGGCCACCAGGGCGGCGACCGCGGUGCGGCUCGUCAAGGAGUGGACCACGUGGACGAUGAAGACGGCCAAGGUGGCGGCGCACUACGGCUUCAUCCCGCUCGUCAUCGUCAUCGGCAUGAACUCGGAGCCCAAGCCCUCCAUCUCCCAGCUCCUCUCCCCCGUCUGAUCGGGCCUCCCCCGGCAGGGCCCCCCGGAUGCGGUCGGUCUCGCCUGCUCUCGUAGUAGUUCAUAGCUGGUUGGUUGUUUUCACAUGUGCUGGAUCGAGUUGGUGAGGGUUGGCGAGUCCGUGAUGCUUCUGGGAGCAGGUUGAGCGUAAUAAUUUCUUGUUGGCGGAUGUGUCUUCUAUAGAACGGACCAAAUCCGUUAAGUUGGUUAUAUGAAUCUGCUAUGCUAUUAAUGUGAUGGUAUGAACUAGAUCCAUGUUCAUCUGUGAUCUGUUUUUA